GCAAGCUCACACUUUAACAGUCCUGUUUAUCCUUACCUGCACCCUGGGCUAUGUGACCUUGCUUGAAGAAACGCCACAGGACACAACCUAUAACACAAAGAGAGGUAUUGUAGCCAGCAUUUUAGUUUUUUUGUGUUUUGGAGUCACUCAAGCAAAAGAUGGUCCAUUUUCAAGACCCCAUCCAGCUUACUGGAGGUUUUGGCUAUGCGUCAGUGUUGUCUAUGAGCUUUUCCUCAUUUUCAUACUUUUUCAGACUGUACAUGAUGGAAGACAGUUUAUGAAAUUUAUUGAUCCUAAUUUAGGAGUCCCUUUGCCUGAAAGAGACUAUGGUGGAAAUUGCCUUAUAUAUGACCCAAAUAAUAUAACAGAUGCCUUUCACAACAUUUGGGAUAAACUAGAUGGAUUUGUUCCUGCUCAUUUCCUUGGUUGGUACUUAAAGACGCUAAUGAUUCGGGAUUGGUGGAUGUGCAUGAUUAUCAGUGUAACGUUUGAGUUUCUGGAGUACAGUCUAGAACAUCAGCUUCCAAAUUUCAGUGAAUGCUGGUGGGAUCAUUGGAUUAUGGAUGUAAUCUUAUGCAAUGGACUUGGCAUUUACUGCGGAAUGAAGACUUUGGGGUGGCUUUCUUUGAAAACAUAUAAAUGGCAAGGACUUUGGAAUAUUCCCACAUAUAAAGGUAAAAUGAAGAGAAUUGCCUUUCAAUUCACACCAUACAGUUGGGUUAAAUUUGAGUGGAAGCCAGCAUCCAGCCUUCGCAGAUGGCUAGCAGUGUGUGGCAUUAUUUUUAUUUUUUUAUUGGCAGAGUUGAACACAUUUUACUUGAAAUUUGUCCUGUGGAUGCCUCCAGAACACUACUUGGUCCUGCUGCGACUUGUCUUUUAUGUGAAUGUGGGAGGAGUAGCUAUGAGAGAGAUCUAUGAUUUCAUGGACGAUCCGUAA
Messenger RNA from Protobothrops mucrosquamatus (brown spotted pit viper), 937 nucleotides. RefSeq names its product phosphatidylserine synthase 2. The annotation marks the transcript as partial. Gene Ontology annotation, molecular function: L-serine-phosphatidylethanolamine phosphatidyltransferase activity. Lineage: Eukaryota; Metazoa; Chordata; Lepidosauria; Squamata; Viperidae. The transcript has 9 exons. Gene Ontology annotation, biological process: phosphatidylserine biosynthetic process. The record is from RefSeq and is a predicted model, not a curated record.